Amblyraja radiata (thorny skate) is the source of this 755-nucleotide messenger RNA. It is a transcript of the gene mrpl41, whose product is annotated as mitochondrial ribosomal protein L41. Lineage: Eukaryota; Metazoa; Chordata; Chondrichthyes; Rajiformes; Rajidae. The record is from RefSeq and is a predicted model, not a curated record. Bases 118 to 525 code for a protein of 135 amino acids. The transcript is spliced from 2 exons. Gene Ontology annotation, cellular component: mitochondrial large ribosomal subunit. Gene Ontology annotation, molecular function: structural constituent of ribosome. Gene Ontology annotation, biological process: translation.
CCCACCCCCCGCGUCACCAACCGCCGCCCCCAUUGGCCGCCCGCGAGACAACCAAUGUGCGCGCGCUUUGUUCGGUGGCGGCGCCGCGUUCGAGACGGCGGGCGGGUGUAAUUAGCCAUGGGAUUACUAUCGAAUCUGGCCCGAGGUUUGGUGCGAGGAGCUGAUCGAACCGCAGAAAUCACAAGUAAACGUGGUCCCAAGAGUUUCUACCGAUCCAGGGGAGCCAAGCCAACGGGAUAUAUAACUUCCAGUGGCAAGUUCGUAAAGAUCAAAAAAAUGGUGCCUGAGCUGGUGGUUCCUAAUUUAAAAGGUUUCUCCCUGAAAGCGUACGUGUCGUACAAAGCACCGAGUGGAACAGAGCAGCCGCUAACGGCCAAGAAGCUCUUCAUGGAAACUGCUGCUGUGCAAAUCGAGAAAGAUUUUCGGGAAGGUAUCUUUGACUCAAAUCGCCUGGAAAAAUAUGGCUUUGAACCAUCACAAGAGGACAAGGUCUUCCGGCUGUUUCCAAAAAAUUAUGUGCGGUAAUAGGAACUGUAUUAUCUCAGAUUAGCCCUUUUUCCCUGACUGGCUUGAGAAAUGAGACGCUGCUGCUAUCAUGGGUAUAAUCUGUACAGUUUUGUACGUGCCACGGGAUGAGGAAUAAACAUAGUUUUGUUGUGCUAAAAUGUCUGAACAAAUGUCCGGCACUCAAUCAUACCAAUACAUUUAUGUAUGGGUUUUUAUUAACCCUGAGGAUUAAACCAUGUUAAACCAUA